AUGAUGAAGAUCCUGACAUUGCUUUGCAGUUUUGCCGCCUUGGGCUCAGCGACUCCAGCUCCUUCACGAUGGCAAAGCAAGAGAGCGUCGGCUGCUGCACCAGUUUAUGCAGCUCACGCCAUUGACCAGCCUAUUGAUCAUUUCCCGAAAUCUGACCGUUAUGAACCGCACACCAAAGACACGUUCAAGCAGCGGUACUUCUUCGACUCGUCAUACUACAAGCCUGGAGGACCAGUAUUUCUAUAUAUUGGUGGAGAGACGAGCGGAGAAAGUCGAUUCUCGAACCUACAAACUGGGAUCAUCCAGAUUCUCAUGGAAAAGUUCAAUGGUCUUGGAGUCAUUCUAGAGAACCGUUAUUAUGGACAGAGCUGGCCCUACAACACGAGCACGACGGAUGAAUUGAGAUUUCUUACCACCGAACAAACCAUUGCCGACAACGCGUACUUCAGGCAACAUGCUACGUUCCCUGGGGUCAACAGCAGCCUCAGUGGUCCUGAUGUUCCAUGGAUCAUGUAUGGUGGUUCUCUUGCCGGUGCACAUACUGCCUUCACUAUGAAGACCUACAACUCCAUCUUUGCUGGCGGCAUUGGUAGCAGUGCUACCACCCAAGCAUUGCUUGAGUAUCCUCAGUGGUACGACCCGAUUAUCAAGUACGGCCCUGCAGACUGCAUUUCCAGAGUCGUCAACAUCGUCGACAAGAUUGAUGCUCUUAUUAAGUCUGGUGAUAAGCAAGGCAUCCAGCAACUUAAGGACAUAUUUGGUCUUGGUGCAUUGCAGAGCCUAGGAGACUUCGCUAUGACGAUUGCGUUUCCCAUCGGUGGCCCUAUGAACUACCCAACUAACACCUGGCAAGAGCUCAACUGGUCCGACCGCUACGGCUCCAGCGACUUUUGGGACUUCUGCUCCAAUGUUACAAACAUCAACCCCCCGAAGAACAUCAGCAGUGUUGACACCGCGCUUUCGAAAUACUCCAACGGAGAGGCUUGGACCGGCUUAGGCGGAUACGCCGAUUACGUGAAGAAGGUUCUCAUCCCAACCUGCGAAAGCGGUAGAAUCGACAGUACAGACACCGGCUGCUACGGCACGCAGAACCAGACUUAUUACGCCGAUCCCACUAACGGCGCUUCUCGAUCAUACCUCUACUCGACAUGCGCCGAGUCAGGCGCCUAUCAAGUCGCCCCCAAACAUGGCCCGUCGCUCAUCUCCCGCGUCUUGCAAAUCCCCUACACGCAACAAUGGUGCACCUGGGCCUUCCCGCCUGGCAAACACAACAGCAUCCCUAAGAGCCCUGAGCUGCACUACUACAACAAGUACGGUGGAUGGAACACCCAAGCACCCAAUCUUGCGCUCAUUGACGGAAGUACCGAUGUCUGGCUUGAUCUCUGUUAUCACUCAGACCUGGCGCCCAAGCCGAGAGUUAGCAGCGACAAGUAUCCGAGUUAUCUGAUUGCCGGCGCGGGACAUCAUUGGGAUAGUUUCGGGAUCAAGAACGUUACUGCUGAGCCGGCGUAUAUUCGCGAGGCGCACCUCUGGGAGGAGAGGACCGUGAGCAGGUUUUUGCAGUUUUGGUCGGAGAAGAAGCAUUGA
Messenger RNA from Cucurbitaria berberidis CBS 394.84, 1587 nucleotides. RefSeq names its product peptidase S28. The record is from RefSeq and is a predicted model, not a curated record. The transcript has 4 exons. The coding region runs from base 1 to 1587 and encodes 528 amino acids. Gene Ontology annotation, biological process: proteolysis. NCBI's taxonomy places the organism in Eukaryota, Fungi, Ascomycota, Dothideomycetes, Pleosporales, Cucurbitariaceae. Gene Ontology annotation, molecular function: dipeptidyl-peptidase activity; serine-type exopeptidase activity.